Apus apus (common swift) is the source of this 1337-nucleotide messenger RNA. Its product is annotated as RNA-binding Raly-like protein. Gene Ontology annotation, cellular component: nucleus. The record is from RefSeq and is a predicted model, not a curated record. NCBI's taxonomy places the organism in Eukaryota, Metazoa, Chordata, Aves, Apodiformes, Apodidae. Gene Ontology annotation, molecular function: RNA binding.
GGGGCCGGGGCUGCGGGGAUGACGCUCUUCGGCAGCGGGGACACGGGCUGGAGAUACUUGGACAUGGCCCGGGAACCCAAGCCCAGCCGGGCCAGGCUGGGCCAGAAGAGGCAGCACAGCAGCCUGUACCACAGCUCCUGCCAGCUGGACUAUGAUCUCUACAGGGACGACUUCCCCUACCGGGUGUACGAGUACCAGAAGAUCCCCCCCCUCAUCAACCGCAUCCCCGUCAAGGCCAGAAGGACUCACGGGGGAGGAGGAGGAGGAGCAGGAGGAGGAGGAGCAGGAGGAGGAGGCAAAACCAGCCUCAUCCCUCCCCAGUCCGGGACCAGGAGCAGCAGCAGCAGCUCCGCGGCAGGACGGACGAAGCUGAGGGCCGAGGAGCUGCACUCCAUCAAGGGAGAGCUGAGCCAGAUCAAGGCUCAGGUGGACAGUCUGCUGGAGAGCCUGGACCGCAUGGACCAGCGGAGGGAGCGGCUCACGGGGUCCAAGGAGAGCGAGAAGAAGAGGGCAGAGCAGGGGCCAGAGUCACCAUCCCCAGAGGGGUCACGGGAGCCCCGGGGGAAGGAGGGGGCGGGAGGCGACGGGCACAGUGACAGCGCCGAGGAGAGCACGGACACGGAGGAGAUGGUGAAAAACCACAUGUCGGACCCCGAGGGGAGCCAGUAGCUGGACUGGGAUGCUGUGGCCUCCCCUCCCCUUCCCAUCUUGUGUUCCUGUUUCUCUGGAGGCUCCCAGCCCGGGCCAGGCACAGGGAGAGGUGCCCACUCUGGGCAGGACCAUCCCCUGGCCCACCCCAGCGAGAGAAUCUUGGUGUUCCCAGUGCUCUUGUUUUCUUCUUCCCUCCUGUUUUCAGACCUAGGGAUAAGCAGACGUGGCCAGGGAGGAGCAAAAAGAACCUUAACGUAUCCUGAAGGAGCAUCCCAAAUCCUGCCUGCCUUGGGUGCAAGGAUCCCCCCCCAUGGAGAAAGCACCCCAGAGCUCCCAGCCCCUGUGGCACAGGUUGCACCCCAACUUCUCCCACAGUGUGAGCCCACCCGCUGCCUCCCUGCUCCAGAUCCCCCUGGGAACUGGUUCAGCUGGUGUGGGUAGAGCCCAGGAAGGCUUUUUGGAGCUGCUCAUAUCCCACCACGAUGCCAUGGGAAAAAAAAAAGAGACCACCCCGAGGCAGCUCUGAGGAGCUUCCAUGGGAUUUUGGGAUGGAGGGGUGGUGCUGAGCCCAGCUCCAACCCUGGCUGCAGGGCCACGCAAACCCAGCUGCUCCCAGUUGCCCCUGCUCACAGAGGGGUUUUCCUUACUGGUUUGCCACAGGCUGUUCCAGGCUCUGUGGGCAGCAG